AUGGCUUUCGCCGCUAGUGGCUUAAUUGGUUUGAUUUUGACUAUAAACACUUUAACGGCUAGUGCUUGUAACGGUGGCUAUGAAUUGAUUAUUCAUAAGAUUGAUAACUGCGCCGGUUCGGAUCAGGUUAUUACUAUUGAUCCCAAAUCUAGUGCCUCCUUGACGAAAGAUUGUAAAGUCAUCUCCAAGUCCACAGUGAAAACGGUCGGGUUCAAAAGCGCCAAGAUGACAGUGUUGAUUCGGAAGAACGGACUUCCAGUUGCGAAUGAAAAGAUCGACCUGUGCGAAAGUAUGGAAGAUUCGAAGAAUAAUAAGGACGCGGCUGAGAUCAUGACCAUGUUUGGUGUUCCGGAUAAGUGUCCCGUAGAAGCCAGCGAAAUCAACACGAACGAGAACCAAGCGUACAGCUUGGAGAAGUACAAAGACCAGUUGAUGAUGGCCGAAGGAAAGAUUACCGUUGAUAGUAAGAUUUUGCAUGACAAUGGAGAAAGCUGCUUCAAAAUUGAUAUGGAAGUAAAAAAGGCAGGGGGGUCUACUGGGAUAAUAUGAAAUAAAUAAUAUUUUUCGGAUAUUUUCC
Messenger RNA from Sabethes cyaneus, 577 nucleotides. RefSeq lists its product as uncharacterized. The transcript has 4 exons. The record is from RefSeq and is a predicted model, not a curated record. NCBI's taxonomy places the organism in Eukaryota, Metazoa, Arthropoda, Insecta, Diptera, Culicidae. Bases 1 to 549 code for a protein of 182 amino acids.